UGAGCAGAUUGGCAAGCAACGGCGGUUGUCAAUAAGACAUGUUAGAUUUUCACUUGCCCCUUCAAUCAAAGAAAACGAAAAAAGGAAACGAGACAAAAACUAUUGAAAACUGCUAAGUUGAGCAUCUGAAUCGGCCUUCGAAUGCACGCAGCAAGAAGUUAUUGCAACAUUACCAACUGAAAAGCUUUUCAUGGACGGACCGGGGAGCAAGAUGGAUGAAAGCAACAUUAAGAUCACAGUAAAGUUUACGACACAAUCGAUACCCAUAACUAUAUCACAUGACUCAACAGUUCAAGGCUUGAAGACCCUUCUUCUACCUCUCACUAGUAUCCUCCCUCGUGGCCAAACACUCAUCUUUAAAGGCCGAAUUUUGGAGAAUGAUAAGUCUUUGAGAGAAUCUGGAAUCAUCAAUGGAGCCCGGGUCAUGCUUGUGGGCAGUAAGGGUUUGCACCAAGGGGAUGGUCCAAUAAUGAAAGAGGCUCCAAGCCGAAUUAUUUCAAGGAACACUAAUGCAGUGAAUGAGAAGAAGGAAUUCAAACCUGAUAAGAGCCGUACUGAACGAUGGAAGGCUACCAAUAUUGUAGCAUUGGCUGACUGCAAUUUGAAGGAAAUUCCUGAUGAAGUGUGGCCUUGUGCACCUUUUAUAAGAAUCCUAGAUGUCAGCCACAAUUCUAUUCAACAUGUACCUGAUCGAAUUGACUGUCUUACACGUUUGAAGAAAUUGUCUCUUAAUGGAAAUGGUUUGUUGGAUGAGUCCAUUAGCUGGCCAGGGCUUACAAGUCUGAAGCUUCUACAAUUUCUAUCUCUAAGCCAAAACUGUUUGAACACUUUGCCUUCUACUCUGGGUCUUUUGACUUCUCUACAGCAGUUACAUGUAGCAAACAACAAGUUAACUUCCCUUCCAAAUGAAAUAGGAAAUCUGACUGAGCUUGAAGUUUUGAAAGUCAACAAUAAUAGGAUAAGCUACAUUCCUUCAAAUAUUGGCAACUGUACUCCCCUUAUUGAGGUAGAUCUUUCAUCAAAUCAUCUGAAUGAGUUGCCAGAUGGAUUUUGCAGUUUGCAUAACUUGAAGGCUCUGCAUCUCAGUAACAACGCUAUGACAAGCCUCCCAAAUUCGUUGUUCAGGAUGUGUACCGAGCUCUCAACGUUGGAUCUUCAUAAUACAGAAAUUACUAUGGAUACUCUCCGCCAGUGUGAAGGAUGGGAAGAUUUUGACAAGCGCCGUCGUGCAAAGCAUCAGAAGCAAAUAGAUUUCAGAGUGAUGAAUUCUGCAGAAUUUGAUGAAGGUGCGGACAAAAAUUGAGUUGAUCAGUUCGAUUACACUCGGCAAUUGUGCAAGUUACUGAUGAAAAAUGUGUCUUUUCCAUUUAGAUAAAAAGAAGGUAGCUUUUGAUUCAACUUUACUGUUAUGAGAACAAUUAUUGCAGGAUGGCUAAUUUUUAGCCCUGCAUAGGAUUUUGUCCCUGGAAAGAAAUUCUGUAAGUUAUGGGAACUUGUUGAAUUUACAACCA
Mangifera indica (mango) is the source of this 1511-nucleotide messenger RNA. RefSeq names its product LRR repeats and ubiquitin-like domain-containing protein At2g30105. Gene Ontology annotation, molecular function: protein binding. The record is from RefSeq and is a predicted model, not a curated record. The transcript has 10 exons. NCBI's taxonomy places the organism in Eukaryota, Viridiplantae, Streptophyta, Magnoliopsida, Sapindales, Anacardiaceae. Bases 191 to 1303 code for a protein of 370 amino acids.